Penicilliopsis zonata CBS 506.65 is the source of this 3543-nucleotide messenger RNA. RefSeq lists its product as hypothetical. The coding region runs from base 1 to 3543 and encodes 1180 amino acids. The transcript is spliced from 2 exons. Gene Ontology annotation, biological process: sister chromatid cohesion. Gene Ontology annotation, cellular component: chromatin; nucleus; cohesin complex. The record is from RefSeq and is a predicted model, not a curated record. Lineage: Eukaryota; Fungi; Ascomycota; Eurotiomycetes; Eurotiales; Aspergillaceae. Gene Ontology annotation, molecular function: chromatin binding.
AUGGCGGAGUCACGUUCGUCGAGCCCGCUGGCCGCCACCUCCCAGGAACCCGCAUCGUCGCCCGCAGCAGAUCGAAGGAAGUCCGGUCGGGUGUCGCGGAAGCCCCAGUUAUUUUCGCAAGAGGGUCACGGCAGCAGGGCAAAGCGCAAGCGCGACGGCGACGAUGAUGAUGAUAACGAUGACGACAAUGAGGACGGAGACGUAGAUGAGGAGGGGCCAGACGCGUUGGACGAAGAGAGCGAGGAGGAAGAGGAUGAUGAACCGGACGAAGAAGAGCUGAGGGAAAAGCAACGCUCAGGGCGCCGCAUGGCGAAUAGGAAAGCGCCUGCUGGGUCGAGGGCGAAACCCAAGGCUCAUACCGCGAAGAAGCCCAGGGUUGCUGGGAAUGGCGCUCGCAGACAAUUGGCCUUGCGGCCGGCUGUUUCUCGUCCGAGGAAGCGCGCUGCAAAGUUCAGUUUUGCUGCUGAAGUAGGAGGUUUAUACGCCGAGGUCUUUGCGAAAGGUCAAACGGUCGAUGCGGUUGCGGCCGAAUGGCUCACACAAUAUCAGCGCAACAAGGCCGAGGGACUCUGUGACUUGGUCAAUUUCAUUCUGCGCUGUACAGGCUCCACCGACGAGGUAUCUACGGCAGACAUUGAGGAUGUGGACCAUAUACCGCAGUCUAUAAAGGACCUACAGGAUGACUACCAGGAGCAGGGCAUUUCGGAAUACCCCCUGAUCUCAAAAUCAAAGAGUCUUCGUUCCUUCCAGCCGGUUCUGCAAGACUUCUUCACAGCGCUGACGCAGACCCUUCAUCAUUCCUCAACGCUGUAUACCGAUGGCGACCUGUUCGAGAAUUUCCAGACGUGGGUGGCCGGCCUGUCUACAGCAGGCUGUAGGCCCUUCCGCCAUACUGCUACCCUCAUCUCUUUGACGGUCACCACCGCCUUGUGUGCUCUGGCAAGAGAAGUCACCACCACGAUAUCGACAUCGCGGAAACAACUGGAAAGCGAAAAGAAGAAGAAAACGGCAAACAAGGGUAGAGCCGCCGCAAUUCAAACUGCAAUCCAGGAAGGGGAAAAUAAACUCGAAAUUAUCGAUGCGCUUCUCAAGGACUCGUUCGACACCGUGUUCGUCCACCGGUAUCGGGAUGUUGAUGCCAAGAUUCGCGCUGAGUGCAUGUCCUCCUUGGGCCAGUGGCUCCGCACCUACAGAGAGUUCUUUUUCGAGGGCCAGUACCUUCGAUACCUUGGCUGGGUACUAUCUGACACCUCCGCUCAAGCGCGUUUGAUUGUGGUCGCGGAACUCAAGAUCUUGUUUGAAAACAAAGAUAACAUCGCCGGCUUGAACUCAUUUACCGAACGGUUUCGUCCUAGGCUGGUAGAGAUGGCGACUCGAGAUGCCGAUGUGAGCGUUCGUGCUUCGGCGGUCGAGCUCCUGGACCUGAUUCGUGAUGCUGGUAUGAUCGAACCCGCUGAUAUAGACACCGUCGGCCGACUGGUCUUUGAUCUGGAGCCCCGGGUCAGAAAGGCUGCCGGUCGUUUCUUCGUCGCAAAUGUUGAGGACGUAUUUGAGUCUACAACCGAAGAGGUCGGCGAAGAGAUGAAUGAGAUUUUUGGUGAUGAGGAUGAAGAAGAUACCGAAUCCCCGAAAAGAUCCUGGAUUAAGUUCAAGUGCCUGGCCGACAUCUUGCAGGCUUACGACGAGCAGGAGAACGAGCUUAAACCAGAACGCUCAGCCAUGGCGUCAAGAGACGUCCUGUCAGGCUCUUCUAUUGACUCCCGAUUUGUCCUAGCCACUGAGGCCAUAUAUCCACAUCUUGAGGAACUAUCUCAAUGGCAGUCCCUGGCUGGUUAUCUCCUAUACGACCAUUCGCAGAUUCCUGUCGAACCUGCCGAGGACGACACGACAGGAACCGUGAAGAACAUGUAUAGGAUGCAAGAAGGCCAUGAGCUUAUUCUUCUGGAGGUUCUUGGCUGUGCAGUCAAACUCCGUAUCCUUGAUGUGGCCAAGUCAGAUGUUGAUAGGAGGGGGCGAAGAGCCAAGGGGUUGACGGAGAAGAUCACUGAACAACAGGAAGAGAUUGCGCACGGUCUCGCCCAGAUCAUCCCGCAGCUAUUGAACAAAUUCGGCUCGUCUCCUGAAGCUGCGUCGGCUGUUCUCCGACUGGAACACUUGGUCGAUCUGGAUAAAAUCCAAGACAUGCAAAAGGAUGUCACCGCUUAUUCGUCCCUGCUGAAUGAUAUCAACAAGCAAUUUUUGACUCACUCAGACCAAGAUGUACUUGCGGAGGCUACUAUUGCUUUCUUGCAUGCCAAGAGCUCGGAUGAAUUGAAAGAAGCCCUGGAAAACAAGAUCCAGGAGCUGUGGGAUGAUAUGGUCGAUACCCUGAGCGCUCUCGUGCACAUGAAAGACCAGGAUUCGGACGAUGAAAUCCCAGAAUCUGCAUUGACGGAUCUUUCCAACACAGUCAUGAGAAUCUCGAAAUUGGCCAGUGUGAUUGAUUGUACCACCAUUCUAGAAACCGUACCUUCCUCGCGCUCCAAGGCCAAGAAGGCUCGUUUGGAGGCACCUUUUAAUACCCUGAUCCACCUCGCGAAGCGUGGUAUUCGCAGCAAACAAGCCAUCCAAGAUACGGCUCAGCAGGAACGGGAUAUCGUGGUGAAUAGCAUCCGGUCAUUACUGUUCUAUUUUAUGUGGAAGGUGCAAGCUCUAAGUGCCGCCCUGAAUUCUGGAAAAGCUUUGAACACUGCGUACUUUGAAGCGAUUACCAAGAGCCGCGAAACCUUUGUUGCAACGCUCAUCUCUAUCAUGCAAGAACGGUCUGGUCUGGAUGAAGAACGCUUUGCUGCCAUCACAGCGCUCUUGGACCUACAAACACUCUUCGGCACACUUCGUCAUGCCGGACAGAACAGCGAUAAUGAUCAGGACACUCUUCUACAGACCCAGAGCCUGGUGCAUGAAAUCGGGUCGGACACGCAGACUCUCAUUGCGCGGAUCCACGGCGUCGCCGAACGGAUCUAUGCAAAGAAAGUAGGUCGGUACCUCGAGCCGGCCGACGACGACGCCCCGACCUCCGAAUCGGAGGAUGACGAGCAGGCCUCGAACGAUGAAGAUCCUGCGGUCGUCAACGAACGCCUCCGAUCGACCAUCGUCGCCGAGCAGCGACUCUGCGAGCUUACAGGCAAGAUCGUCCUCGCCAUGAUUGGCCGGGUCAUUGACGCCUCGGGCGCCCAACGCGGCAAGUUACGAGAGCGACUUCUCAAGAACAAGUCGCGUCUCGGCCAUAAUUACCGAGAAGUGCUCGCCUUCUUGACCGAUAGCAAGCCGGCAAACAGCUCUACGUCUAGGUCUAAAGCCAAACAACGGCAACAGAAACAGGCCAAGUCCGUUGAAAGGAUCGAGGAUGACGAUGAGGACGAAGAGAUCGAAGCCCACCACGGCGAAGAGGAUGAUGAAGACGAUCUGCGCGCCCGGGAACUUGUCGACGAUCCCAUCGAGGACGAGAACGACGCACCGCCCCGGACUCCGGAGUCAGAUGAAGACGAAAUCAUGGGCGAUUAG